Anthostomella pinea is the source of this 2256-nucleotide messenger RNA. Lineage: Eukaryota; Fungi; Ascomycota; Sordariomycetes; Xylariales; Xylariaceae. The record is from the annotation of a GenBank genome assembly.
AUGAAUUCACUGCUGUCACUCGCGUCCUCUGCACUCUUCUUGCAGGGCGCUUCUGCCCUGGGCUACGGGUUCAAUGGAUCGGAUUCGCAGUUUUACGGCCAGAGCCCGCCUGUGUACCCAUCGUCAAUUGGCCAUGGUACCAGUAAUGCACGAUGGGUGUCUGCAUACCAGCGUGCUACGGCCCUGGCUGACCAGAUGACGAUAGAGCAGAAAGUCAACAUGACCAGAGGCUACACGGGAACCUGCACCGGCAACAGCGGUGCCGUGCCCCGAUUCGGCGUACCACCUCUAUGCCUUUCCGACGCCCCAGACGGCAUCCGGGGGCAGGAAUUCGUGUCCGCCUUCCCAGCCGGCAUCCACGUAGCCGCGACCUGGGACCGGACCCUCAUGUACCAGUACGGCAAGGCCCUGGGGUCCGAAUACCGCGGAAAGGGCAUCAACGUCGCCCUAGGACCCGUGGCAGGCCCUCUCGGACGCGUAGUCCGCGGGGGCCGCAACUGGGAAGGCCUCAGCAACGAUCCCUAUCUGGCGGGCGCCGGCAUGGGCGAGAUCACGCGCGGCAUUCAAGAUGCGGGUGUCAUGGCCACGUCCAAGCACUUCCUCCUCAACGAGCAGGAGUACCGACGGCGGCCGUCUAGUAUUGGCGAGGCGUUCAGCUCCAACGUCGGCGACCGCGCCCUGCACGAGUUGUACGUGUUCCCGUUCAUGGACGCGUUGCGCGCUGAUGCGGCCGCGGUCAUGUGCUCGUACCAGCGCGCCAACAACUCGUACAGCUGCCAGAACUCCAAGCUGCUGAACGGGCUGCUGAAGACCGAGCUGGGCUUCGAGGGCUUCGUCCGAAUGCUGGAUUGGACCCUCGUCAUGCCCGACGGGGGGUACUGGGGCCAAAACCUGACGGACGCCGUGAAGAACGGCUCCGUGAGCGCUGAGCGCGUCACGGACAUGGCGACGCGCAUCUUGGCCAGUUGGUAUUACAUGGGCCACGACAACGGCUUCCCGGCGCCGAGCAUCUACCCCGGGACGACCAAGCACGAGCCCGUCGACGUGCAAGCCGACCACGCGGCCCUCAUCCGCGAGAUCGGCGCCGCCAGCACCGUCCUAGUCAAGAACGUGAACAACACGCUCCCGCUGCAGCGCCCGACCUUCCUGUGCGUUUACGGGUACGACGCCACGGUCCCGUCGAUGCCGUGGCAGGACGCAUCGCGGUACGGCGGCGGGUACGCCGUCAACUUCGGCUGGCAGACCUUCGCGGGCACGCUGAUCACGGGCGGCGGCUCGGGCAGCAACGCGCCGCCCUACGUCGUCAGCCCCUUCCAGGCGAUUCAGGAGCGGCUGCGCCAGGAUCGCGGGAUCAACCCGACGUAUACGCCCUAUGUGAACGCGGAUGCUUGUCUUGUGUUCAUCAAUGCGUAUGCGUCGGAGAGCUUUGAUCGGCUGAGCUUGACGGACGAGUCGAGUGAUCGGCUGGUUGGUAAUGUGGCGGCGAAUUGCUCGAAUACUGUUGUUGUUAUUCAUUCGACUGGUAUCCGCAACGUCGACGCCUGGAUCGACAACCCCAACAUCACAGCCGUCCUCUACGCCGGCCUACCCGGCCAAGAGAGCGGCAACAGCCUAGCCGACGUGCUCUGGGGCGACGUGAGCCCCAGCGGCAAACUGCCCUACACAGUCGCGAAGGAAGAGGCAGACUACGGCGCCGUGCUGAGCUCCAGCUUGUCCUUCGACCAGUUUCCCCAGGACGACUUCACCGAGGGUCUAUUCAUCGACUGCCGGGCCUUCGACCGAGACGAGAUCGAGCCGCGCUUCGAGUUCGGGUUCGGACUGACCUACACGACAUUCGAGUAUGCCAAGUUGAACGUCCAGAUGGACAUGGGAGCCAACACGGAUCCCCUUCCCGACCCGGAGGUGGCAGUGAUCUCCGGCGGACACCCGGCGCUCUGGGAGACCGUGGCAACGGUCACAUGCGCGCUGUCCAACACCGGCCGCGUGACCGCCUCGGAGGUGGCCCAGCUGUACCUCGGGAUCCCGAGCAGCGCCGAGUUCGACACGCCGGCCCGCCAACUGCGAGGCUUCCAGCGCACGCCCGUUCGGCCGGGCGAGACGCGGACGGUGUCGUUCGCGCUGACGAGGCGGGAUCUGAGUGUGUGGGAUACGACAGUGGCGCAGUGGAGGCUGCAGGCGGGCACGUACAAGAUCCAUGUCGGGGCCAGCAGUCAGGAUCUGCGGCUCGAGGGGAAUCUGGAGAUUUCUUCUUCAUGA